AUGAUCUCAAGUCUUAUACUGUGGCCCAUUGUGGCCUUUUCCCUCUACAUCUCUAUUGUUGCCAUAUGGUACCUCCUCCUUCACCCACUGCGGCGGGUUCCAGGUUCUAAACUAUGGAUACUGUUCCCGAUCCUUAAAUACAUUUCAGGCAUCCGUGGCAAUUUUGACAAGGACUUACGUCGGCUUCAUGUUAAAUAUGGUCCAGCUGUCCGGUUCGACCGAAACGAAGUGUCCUUUAUCACCGCAGACGCAUGGAAGGAUAUCUACGGCCAUGGACAUCGCCAGCUGCCCAAGUCCCAGGCCUCAACUGCGAACAAAUUCGAUAUAAUCUCAUCGGAUGAUUAUAACCAUUCUCGCUACCGCAAGUCACUUUCCCACGCCUUCUCUGCCAGGGGUCUUCAGGCCCAGGAGCCUCUCCUCAAUAGUUACGUGGACAAGCUGGUUGAGCGCUUGAAAGCAGUUGCUGAAUCCAAGCUACCGGCGGACAUGGCCAAGUGGUACAACCUUACUACCUUCGAUAUCAUCGGUGAUCUAGCCUUCGGGGAGCCUUUCGGUGGACUAGAUAGUUCGGAAUAUCACCACUGGGUGGCGCUCGUCUUCCAGGCCAUCAAGGCAGUUUCGUACAUUAGGCUGAAGGACGCAUAUCCUUUAGUCUUUCAGAUCAUCCGCUCCUUUAUGUCUGGGGGCGGUAAAGUAGUUGAGGACAGGAAGAAGCAGCUUUUACACUCCAGGAUAACGGUUCAGAAGAGGCUCCAGAACGCGUCUGCUUAUAACAGACACGAUUUCAUGGAUUCGAUGCUGCGUCACCGGGGAGAGAAAGACGGGCUGAGUGACCUGGAGCUCGAGGGCAAUGCAAAUGUCCUGAUUAUUGCAGGAAGUGAAACUACUGCUACUCUGCUAUCGGGAAUCACAUACUAUAUGCUACGGAAUCCCGGGGUUAUGGCAAGAGUGACAAGCGAAGUUCGCUCUGUGAUGAAGAAAGAAUCCGAUAUUACCUUUCAAAAGGUCUCCGCUGAGCUUCCAUACAUGCUGGCUUGUUUCGAAGAGGCCUUUAGGUUAUACCCUCCAGUCCCGACAGGCCUACCUCGGAGAACGAUAUCCCCUGUCAAUAUCUCGGGAUUCGACAUACCCAUCGGGGGAGGCCCUAUCAAGUCCCUUCCCACAAAAGUAUUCGUCCACCAGUCAGCAGCCUACCAAUCACCAGCCAAUUUCCACGACCCGCAGCGCUUCAUCCCAGAGCGCUGGCUACCAGAGAGCAAGAGAAACCCGUCUUCCCCAUUCUACUCAGACAACCGCGAUGUUCUCCAGCCGUUUUCCGUGGGACCCAGAAAUUGUAUUGGGAAGAACCUUGCUUUUGCUGAGAUGCGUAUCAUUUUUGCACAGAUUCUUUGGAAUUUCGACCUCGAGCUGUGCGAGGAGAGUGCUAAUUGGAAGGACCAGAAGUCGUACGUGGUGUGGGAGAAAGUGCCGUUGAUGUGUAAAUUGAAGCUGCGAGAGAACGGUCCUGGUUGGGAAGAGUAG
Messenger RNA from Aspergillus puulaauensis, 1521 nucleotides. RefSeq names its product cytochrome P450. The transcript is spliced from 2 exons. Gene Ontology annotation, molecular function: heme binding; oxidoreductase activity, acting on paired donors, with incorporation or reduction of molecular oxygen; iron ion binding. The record is from RefSeq and is a predicted model, not a curated record. The coding region runs from base 1 to 1521 and encodes 506 amino acids. Lineage: Eukaryota; Fungi; Ascomycota; Eurotiomycetes; Eurotiales; Aspergillaceae.